CUGCCAUGUGAGCCCCAGGCUUUUGGAUGCUGGAGACCAGGGAAUCUCAAGGGCAGUAGAUCUGCUACACUCACUCUGUCCUGCCAGGGAAGGAACAUGGGAGUUGUGUCAGCAACCACUGGGUGGAUCCAGCAGUCAGCUCCUUACAAUCACAAGGGUUGACUGCAUCUUUGCGAGCGAAAUUCCGGAGGAAGUGAGGACAGACAACCGCAUCUACCUAUUCCGUUCUGCAAUAUCGUGUGCGCAAUGUCCUGCUUUUAAAAUGAGUCCUGCCACACAGAGGGAACUAAUCUGAGAAGAUAAGCAAACAGCAUAUUGAUCCAGCCAGAUCAUAUAGGAGAAACACCCUUUCCCUAAGGAGCCACAGCCAGCAUGACAGAGGAGGAAAUGGAAGAUAGCGGUCUCGAAAUCGGACUUUUUUACUACAUGUUGAUGUGGAUUGUCAUCUGCUUCAUCUGGUGGAAAUGGAGAGCAGGGCAGAAGUUAAAAGAUAUGUACCUUGUAGGCAAAUAUGUGUUCAUCACCGGCUGUGACUCUGGAUUUGGAAAGCGGGCGGCCAAGACCUUCGAUAAGAAAGGGUUCCAAGUGAUUGCUGCCUGCCAGACUCAACAGGGAGCCGCGGAGCUGAAAGCAGAGACUUCCAGGCACCUCCACGCUGUGCUACUGGACGUGACAAACACAGAGAACAUCAAAUCAGUUACGGAAUAUGUUAAAAAAGAAGUAGGGGAUAAAGGUCUGUGGGGCCUGAUCAAUAAUGCAGGAAUUAUGGGAGUCUCAGCACCAACUGACUGGCUGACCAUCGAGCACUUUAAAGCACCGAUUGAUGUUAAUCUAAUAGGCCUCAUCAAUGUUACAUUACACAUGCUGCCAUUGGUGAAGAAGGCAAAGGGAAGGAUAAUAAACGUAACCAGUGUUGGAGGUCGUCUACCAGUAUGCUCAGGUGGUUAUUGUCCAUCCAAAUAUGGGGCAGAAGCAUUCACCGACAGUUUAAGACAGGACAUGAUGCCAUUUGGAGUGAAAGUUUCUUGCAUUGAGCCAGGGCUGUUUAAAACAGGACUUUCUGACAGAGACAUGGUCAUGAGACAAAAAAUGGCUGUUUGGGACACUCUUCCUCAAAUCAUACAAAAGCAGUAUGGUGAAAAAUACUUAAAGGAAGAUGCAGUAAAGAAGGAGAAACUAGUGAAGCUGUGUCAGAAUACAGACAUCUCAUUGGUUGUGCAUUGCAUGGAACAUGCCUUAAUGAGCAAAUAUCCAAAGGCACGGUACAGUGCAGGCAUGGAUGCUAAGAUUCUUUGGCUACCACUUUCAAAAAUGCCAUCGUUUGUGCAGGACUUUGUACUCAUGAAGAACAAAGUUCAGCUAGUUGACCCAAAUGCUGUGUAAAACUGCAUCUGAAAAAACUCCAGUUUGUUCUUUUUCAAGCUGUGCGUACCGAACAAUGAAG
Lacerta agilis (Sand lizard) is the source of this 1444-nucleotide messenger RNA. RefSeq names its product dehydrogenase/reductase 9 (gene DHRS9). NCBI's taxonomy places the organism in Eukaryota, Metazoa, Chordata, Lepidosauria, Squamata, Lacertidae. The transcript is spliced from 6 exons. The coding region runs from base 373 to 1383 and encodes 336 amino acids. The record is from RefSeq and is a predicted model, not a curated record.